Messenger RNA from Scatophagus argus, 3213 nucleotides. RefSeq names its product XK related 8, tandem duplicate 3 (gene xkr8.3). NCBI's taxonomy places the organism in Eukaryota, Metazoa, Chordata, Actinopteri, Scatophagidae. Gene Ontology annotation, cellular component: plasma membrane. Gene Ontology annotation, biological process: engulfment of apoptotic cell; phosphatidylserine exposure on apoptotic cell surface; apoptotic process involved in development. The coding region runs from base 633 to 1898 and encodes 421 amino acids. The record is from RefSeq and is a predicted model, not a curated record. The transcript is spliced from 3 exons.
UGAAAGGUGUCCUUAAACUAUGUUGGCAAGAGGAAUCCCGACUUCAAAGUACCAAUGUUGUUAGGAAUGUGACAUAUUAGUCCCACACGGGGGAAAUUCACAUCGUCACAGCAGCAGAAGGAUAGUAAAAGAAAAGAUGCCAUAAAAGAUUAGUUAAUUUUCACAUUUUCGUUGUUUCAUAAAAUAUGUUUUGUCAAACUGAUGCAUCACUUAAUAGACUCUUCCUUCCACUUCAAACAGCCGCUGGGGCGUUGAAUACUAAAAUGUUUCCGUCCCGGCUUCUGUGACCAAUCGCCACAAGCACAAGCCGCGAUGGGCGGGCUAGCAAAGACUAGACAAGUAUGACUACAAACAAAUCAACUGCCUCCCUGUGUGGCAGGUAUUUAUCUUAAAGGUCAGCACUUUUCCCACCACAAAUAUGCGUGCAGAGUUUUAACAUUGGUCCUCGGAGUGACUUCAGCCUGCUGCUCGAGUGGGAAAAGUGUGGGAAACUUUUUGCCUUCAAUGGGUUGAAGAAUGUGGGCUCGCUUUGGGAGGGAAAUAACGGUACACGACGUUAGCCGAAUGUUAGCUUACCAGCAACAGGUCGGUCGGUUAGUCAACAUAAGUUAACUGACUCGGGUACGGCGGCUAUGGAGCAGACGACUUUUUCCAAGUACUCUUGGAUCGAUUUUGUCUUCUCUGUGAUCGGAGUGUGUACCUUUUUAGUUGACUGGGGCUCGGACGUGUGGGUGGCCACCGAGUUUUACUGCCGGGGGGACUUUUUCUGGUUCGGGGUGCUGGUCGGCCUCAUGGUCCUGUCGUCUGUCGUGGUCCAGAUGUUCAGCUGGUUCUGGCUCAAGUAUGACCGAGAGCUGCCUGGCUUCAGCGCACAGACCGGGGGAGGAACCGUGCUGUUCGGGGACCAAGUGAAGCUCUCCUGCCUGUUACAUGUGCUGCAGCUGGGAUUCCUUUGCAGGCACAUCUCCGCCAUACGUCAAGGCUUCAGGGUUUGGUGGCGGAAACAGGAAGGGUCCGAGUAUGCCGUUUACCUGACGCACGACCUCAGCAUGCUGCGACUUAUCGAGACUUUCUGUGAGAGUGCUCCCCAGCUCACCCUGAUGAUCUAUGUCAUGCUGCGCACAAACAAGGCCAGGACUGUUCAGUUUGUGAGCAUCGCUGCAUCAACCACUUCCAUAGCCUGGAUGGUGGUGGAUUACCACCGCUCUCUGCGCUCCUUCCUCCCAGACAAAGCCAAGCAGGGCUGGGGUUCUUCUUUAAUCUACUUCCUGUGGAACCUUCUGCUUAUCGCCCCACGUGUGGCGGCCCUGGCCCUUUUCGCCUCUGUCCUGUCUGGUUACAUUGCUGCCCACUUCCUGAUGCUGUGGGUCGUCUUUGUGUUAUGGGCCUGGCAACAGAGGACAGACUUCAUGGACAGCAUCGGCGGGGAGUGUCUCUAUCGGGCCACUGUGGGGCUCAUCUGGUACUUCAGCUGGUUUAACGUAGCAGAGGGUCAGACCAGAAGCAGGAGCAUCAUCUACCAUUCCUUCAUCACCACCGACGGAGGAAUCCUGCUGGCGACUUGGUGGUGUUACCGGGACCCCGUCCUGACGGAGUCGUAUGCGCUCGCUCUGCUCAUCGCUCUGCCUUUCACCUACCUCCUGGGACUGCUCUUCAAAGCCAUCUACUACUGCUGCUUCCACCCCAAGCUCUGGAGGCCCCCGGUGAGGGACCCAGGACUGCCCAUUGAUCUGCCCGAUGCAGAAGUGUCUAGUAAAGCCUUUUCCAUCCAGGACAGCAGCCUGUCGUCCCAGCUUCUCAACAAACGGAUGGCCUGCCACGCCACUCAUUUUUACUCUGAACAAAGAGUCGUCAGAGACAUUGAUGGCACAAACCGAGCAGAGUUGUCACAUUUGUGAUGACUGACGGUGUGUGUCACAGCCAACCAUGUGCUACUGAUGCAAGGUUACCUUCUACUGUAGUGACAGAACACAACAGUCUCCCUCUAGUCUCGUAUUCGUGUUACACCAGAUGCUUCUUAUACUGUAAACCAAAACACAGGCUGAAAAACAGUACGUAAAACCAAGAGCUGUCAAUGUGGAUAAAGUACUUUUCAUAUGAGUACGUAGACCACACAUCGGUACACAUACUGUGAUAUAGUGGAUCAAUUGAAAAACCUUUAUGAUAAGUAAGAAUUUUUACUUAGCCAAAAAAAAUAGAAAUGCCUGACAAAUCUACACACUUCAUCACAUGGAUGCAAAUUCCAUGUAAACAGAAGAAUCUGUUUACAAAUUCAUAAGAAGUCACAGUGAAUUCUCUCUCAUAUUUCUGAACUCAACUAAACUUGAAACUGAGGUCAUUUGCUAAAUUAAUUUCUAAAGUAUCAAAGUGAAGUUAUAUUUGAUUCGUUUUCUACGGAGCAGAUUUUAUUUUGUUGCCUUAAGGCUCACAGGAAUUUAGAUGAUUUGACACCAACGCUUUACAAAGUGCCACAAAACAAAUACUUUGUCCAUAAUUAAAAUAUUGGAUGGUAAUAAUAAAGCGAUCGGAAUAGUUUCACAUUACGAAGGUUUUGUAACCUGACCUGUGUGGUUUGACAAUUUUUAAAUUUAUUCAGUUCACCUCUAAAAUUAAAUGAUUUUGCCAAACAUUGAAUUUCUGAGAUUUUUACGUGAAAAACGUCUGUUUGUGUUACAUUUUUGUUCGAGCUGCUGCUACUGGGACCUACUGAAUGACCGUGAAUGUAGACCUGACUGUCAACUCUGCUUUUAUCAUUUCUGUUCUGUUACUUGAUAGGCUAAUUUUUAUUGAUGAUGUAAAUUAAGUGCCAAUUCUUUGCAUGUCACCUAAGAAUUGUAUGUACAUUUUUAACAGUGGAUGCCAUCACCGUAGCUUCAGACGUCCUGCAGGUACACACCUGGCGUGACUCUGACUCCCUCGCCCGCUGUUUGUUUAGCUUGUGUAAAUGUCACGUGUCAAACAUCUCUGUUUACUUUAGAUGUUGGAUCAAAUUUGAAAAUGAUCAGUGUGGUGAAUCGAAAAGUGCCGCACUCAAAACCAUUGGCGUGUUUUAUUUGAAUCUUUUUCAUGUGUCCUAAGUUGGCGUGUCAUGAUGUUCUCAUGCGUUAAACCUUUUACAGCUCAUUGUUCAUUCCUACAAAUGUUCACCAAAGUACAGAUCUGUUUCUUUUGCUGAAACCAACAGCUAAGGUGCAGCCAUUAAAGUGAAUAACG